Staurois parvus is the source of this 1524-nucleotide messenger RNA. Lineage: Eukaryota; Metazoa; Chordata; Amphibia; Anura; Ranidae. The record is from the annotation of a GenBank genome assembly.
AAACGGUCCUUCCAGACCCGCUUUGUGCAGAAGGAUGGUAGCUGCAACGUCUACUUCAAGAGCAUCCUUGGGGAGUGGGAAAGCUACGUGGUUGACAUCUUUACCACUCUGGUCGAUAUGAAGUGGCGUCACAUGCUUGUCAUCUUCACCUUGUCGUACAUUCUGUCCUGGCUGUUGUUUGGCUUUAUCUUUUGGAUCAUAGCUCUUCAGCAUGGAGAUCUGAGUAACAUGGACAUAGCUCCCUGCGUUGACAAUGUGCGCACAUUCGCGGGGGCAUUUUUAUUUUCCUUGGAGACACAAACAACCAUCGGUUAUGGAAGCCGCUGUGUAACAGAGGAGUGCCCUGUGGCGAUUAUAUUGGUAACCAUCCAGUCAGUAUUAAGCUGCAUCAUUGACACUUUUAUUAUUGGGGCAGCGAUGGCCAAGAUGGCCACUGCCCGGAAAAGAGCACAGACUAUACGUUUUAGUUACUGUGCCCUUGUAGGGAUACGGGACGGCAGACUGUGCCUCAUGUGGCGUAUUGGCGACUUUCGAUCGAACCAUGUGGUUGAAGGAAACGUGCGAGCUCAGCUUCUGCGUUAUCAUCAAGUUCAUGAGAUGGGGAUCACCAUGGAAUACAAAGAUCUAAAACUGGUGAAUGAGCAAAUAAUAUUGGUUACACCAGUCACCGUAGUCCAUGUGAUUGACCAAGACAGUCCUCUGUAUGCUCUAGAUCGUAAAGCCUUGGCUGCAGAUAGGUUUGAGAUCUUAGUGACUUUCAUAUACACGGGUGACUCCACUGGAACAUCCCACCAGUCUCGAACAUCCUACCUGCCAGUGGAAAUCCUCUGGGGUUUCAGGUUUAACAAUAUCCUGCAGACGAAGAAGAAAUAUUACAAGGUAGACUGUGAGCGGUUUGAGGACGUUACUGAGUACUAUGCCCCAUUUUGCAGUGCCAAACAGCUUGACAUAAAUGCCAUGCCUGCUAGUCCAACCACAAGCUCACCGCCCAAUGGGCUCAUCUUCAAGACACGUCCAACACCAGCACAGAAUGUGUUAUCCAGUGAAAACAAGACUGCAAGCUCAAUGAUCAACAUCUUACACAUGUCUGAAACGGCGGAUUCUAUACUUAAAGAUUUACCUAAAGUAGCCUCCACCGGCUCAAUGGCCAAUGGGUUAUUCAAUGUGUCGCAGAAUUUGGCAAGCGUGGCGUCUCUUGGCCCAACCUCAAGCUCAACGCCCAAUGGGUUCACCUUCGAGACACCUCCAAAACCAGCGUAUAAUUCGUUAUCUUGUGAAAACAAGACUGAAGGCUCAAUGACCAACAUCUUACACAUUUCUGAAUCAACGGAUUCUAUCCUGAAUGAUCUAUCUACAGUAGCUUCCACAAGCUCAAUGCCCAAUGGGUUUUUCAAUGUGUCACAGAAUAUGGCAUCUCUUGGUAAUUUAGAUGACAAUAAAGAAAACUUAACAGGAUAUAACAUAAGACAGGACACCGAGGACAAGUCCUAUCAGAGGGUCUUCAAGACUUUGAGUAAUAUGUAG